Oryzias melastigma (Indian medaka) is the source of this 4608-nucleotide messenger RNA. RefSeq names its product hydroxycarboxylic acid receptor 2. The record is from RefSeq and is a predicted model, not a curated record. The transcript is spliced from 4 exons. Bases 1984 to 2979 code for a protein of 331 amino acids. Gene Ontology annotation, biological process: G protein-coupled receptor signaling pathway. Gene Ontology annotation, molecular function: G protein-coupled receptor activity. Gene Ontology annotation, cellular component: membrane. NCBI's taxonomy places the organism in Eukaryota, Metazoa, Chordata, Actinopteri, Beloniformes, Adrianichthyidae.
GAAUUGUAUAGUUUUCCACGACAGAUCGGUUGAUAAACCCUGUUCCCGCUCUGAUCCUCUUCUGAUCUGAUCCUCUUCUGAUCUGAUUCCAAAGUGUUCCCAGCGUAUUUUUUGUAAUGAUUAUUACAUUUAUAGACAAAUCUAAAAAACUCUAGAACAAAGUUUCUGCAGAGCAGCAGUAGAUAUUCCCCUCUGAGUUGUGGGCGGGACUAUUGGUCUGGAAUAAGCCCACCCGUUUCCCAUCAUCCAUCUGUUUACCCUCUCUCCCACUAGCUUACAGCCCCUCACACCCCAGCGGUGCAACAAACAUGGCAGCAAAAUCGGAGCGAUCCAGCUGUUUCACAUUCCAGCUCAGACGAGGAAAACAAAGACGUUCAUGGAUCUAUUAGUCAGAAUGGGGCGGAGCAGGGAGCUUGUAGCCCCGCCCAGAGUAUUUUUAUGUCACAAAUACAAUCGUUUUAAACCAUUUUUGAUCACACUUGUUGUUUAAAAACUUCAGGAUGUUUCCAGUUUCUGUUAGGAAUAAUUGAACUAAAAUGUUCCGAGCAGCUUCUCUAACAGAUGGAUCAGUGCUAAGACAGGCGGUUCUGGACGCCACCGGGCCUCAGCAGGUACGAACGCCGCACGGCGACAGCCAGCCCUGCCCAAACAGAGGAAACAGAGAUCACACUGACAGAUAUCAGUGUGAAAAGAACAGAUUGGGUUUUCAAAUACCACAAUCUGUGUAGACACGCAACAUGUGUGGGAGGAAACGCUCGAACCGCUGCAGCAACCCUCCCUGUUUGAGUGAAGAAGCAGCAGCCAGCCCUGUGUCCGCUUCACGAAGAUGCUCGGAGCAGCUGCAAAAGCAGAAGCUGUGCAGCAAAAACCACUGGAUGUGGGAACUCUCAUUCUCAUGGCUCGCAGAGCGUGCAGUGACUCGCUCUGCACAAGUGGCUUUCUUUUUCUGCAUUUGCAUUUGCAGAGCGCCGUCCGGUCUCAGGCGGUCAGUCAGGACAGAACCGAAGCUGCUCUCCUGUGUUGUUCAGUGCAGAGAUCAGGACUCAGACAUUUAAUGUUUGACGUCUGUUUGAGGCUGAUUUUCCUCUGCAAUCAGUAACUUCACCGAAGCUUCGGCCUCCUGGAGGAAAAACGGAUUUCUGUAAAUGUUUAUCAGCUGUGAGUUCCUCUCAGGACAAAAUGUUCUGGUGAUUCACACAAAAGUUUGUGUUUGUAGAGCCUACAUUCACCCAGCUCUGCACAAGACAUAAUAAGAGAGCCUUUCUUACAGCUUCCUUCCUUCAGUGAAUAUGUAAUUACACCAACCACAAGUUCCUGCUGGUCGUCCUCUAACAGAGUUCUAGCUUAGAAACAUCACAGUUUGUCUUCGUCUUUAUCGUGCUCUGAGGAGACGUUUAUGAGCAUCAGAAACCAGAGUUGACCACAUGUGGAAAGGUGAGAGGCAGAGAAGUCCACUCUGAGGUUACUAAACCACUUCCACCCUUUCAGCUGAAGCCCCGCCCCUUUUUAUUCAAGAUUUUAAAUCUGUUUUAUUCUGGGAAAAGCCUUUUGACUGAUGACAUCAUCAUUGCUGCUGUUUCUCGUGUCUGUUAGGAGAACGUUGGAUCCCCAUCCGGUCGUGUCCUCCAUCCUCAGACCCCGGCGGCUGACAGAACCUGAUCCUGAGGAGAAAAAAAAAAAAGAAAACAACCUCCUGAGGAAUUUCACAAGAGUUUCUCUCCUUGAACCUCUAGAAACAGAUACAGAGGGAGCCGUUUGAGUGGGCGGAGCCUCAGCGGUACACCUCCUGCUUUAAAAGUUGCUGUGAGGAGGACGAAGGCAGCGCUCACAGUCCUUCCUCUUCUCCACACUCAGCUGCUUUCCUGACGUGACUUCUCAGCCUUUCGUCUGACACCGAGAGAGACUCAGAGGAAGACAAACAACCGAAGGAUUUAGAGCUUUCUCUGCUCCAGGAGGAGCAAACCUCUCCCUGCUGCUGCUGAGAUGACUUCCAGCCAAAUUGACCACUGCAAUGUGUCAAACCCAGACACAUACCAUGUCCUCUCCUGGAUGAUGGUGGGACAGUUCACCCUGGGUCUGCCCCUCAACCUGUCCGUCCUCUACGUCUUCCUCUUCAGAUUCAAAUUCUGGAGGAACAAGAGCGUCUUCCUCUUCAACAUUGUGGUUGCUGACUUCCUGCUGGUGAUCUGUCUGCCCAUCAAGAUUCACGAUUUCCAGCACAACCUGCGGCGGAGCGAGACCGACGCCGUCUGCAAGACCAUGCUCUUCAUGCUGUUCCUGAACCGCGGCGCCAGCAUCGUCUUCCUCAUCCUGCUGUCCCUGGACCGCUACUUCAGCGUGGUCCACCUGGGGAGGAGGAACUGCAUCAAGGCCUUCAAUAAGACGCCCCUGAAGUGUGUGGGCAUCUGGAUCCUGCUGCUGGUCCUCACCACCCCCACCAUGGUCGGCACCUUCGACUGCUGCAACAGUCUGGGCCGAGGUCCGAAUGAGACGGAGCACACGGCGACGGACGUCUGCAGAGAGUUCAUCUUCUUCACUCAGAUCAUCAUCCCCUUCGUCAUCCUGGUCUUCUGCACCAGCCGCAUCAUCCGCCGCCUGCGGCAGAAGACGGUGGGCGAGAAGACGCGUCUGAGGCGGGCCGUGUUCGCUGUCAUGUCGGUGGUGGUGGUCUUCUCCCUCUGCUUCCUGCCGUGCGCCGUGGCCAGAGUGGCGCUGCUGUCGGUGAGGCUGAAGAAGGACGAGGCCACAGAGGAGGUGGUGGUCCAGGUGUACGACAGCCUGAUGGUUCUGUCCUACACCGACUGCCUGCUGGACCCGCUGGUCUACUGCUUCUGCAACUCGGGCUUCAAAGACGCCUACAUCUCCAGCUUCUUCCCUAAAGUCCUGCAGAAGCGCCUGCUGAGACCCGACCCCAACAACACGACCACGGUGACCACAGCCACGCCCUCCAUCCCCAAAAUCACCUCCACAGUCACAUAAUGGCGGGAUAAAGACUCGAUCCGGAUCUCUGCCCGGCUGAAGCAGCUGAAUCCGCUCAGAAGACGUUUGGGAUGUUCUGAUGAAGUCGGCGUCUGACCUGCAUCCAGCUGGAAAUGAUUCAUUUCACUGUCGUGAUGUCACUUCCUGUCACUGUAGCCUGAAGGUCAGAAGGUCAGCUCCGCCCGUGAAGCUGACGACUUUAAUGAAACGGUUUCAACCCUGAACCUCCCCCCCCCCUCAUGACGAAGCAUCUCCUCCACAUCAGGAACAGAGGGGGCGUUGCCAUGGCAACGUAAGCAUCUGAGACAUUAGUGUACUGCUCCAGACCAGACAGAAAAACCUGAAAGAAGAUGUUCUGCACUGAGCGCUGUGGGAGAGCGUCUGCCUUCAGGAGGUCACAGGUUCAGACCUGUGGUUUGGUUCCUCUAAAAGAUCAUGAAAAUAAGACCCUCUUCCCUUUAUGGAGGGUCGAUGGGGGGGUGAAGCUCAUAAUACAGGACCCCCCCUAAAACCAUGUAGACCUCAGAAGUCUGAAGCUCUGCUCUCAUCUAGUGGACACACGUCAAACUGCACUGCUGUGACUCUACAGUUGAAAAUGUUGAUAUGACAGAAACCAGAAGAUUUAACGUCACGAGAAGACGUUGAGACAGAAGCAGCUGUUUAUUCCCAGAAAACAUCUGGAUCUGAUCCUGAUCCUGGAUCUGAUCCUGAUUGUUCUCACAAAUUCCUCAACAAUGUUAUCUAUUCCUUCCGUCAGUUCAGUCUGACAGAUUUGUCACAUCAUGACAUUUAAUCUGAUCUGAUCCUCUGCCACGACUCCUGCUGCUGUGUGUGUUUCUCCUGCACAGGCCCAGCUUCACCUGCUGACUCCGCCCCUCUGCAGAGGGUUUCCCUCUCCACCAAUCACCAGGCUGGGAAGGAGGUUUAAAACCUCCCAGAAUGCUCUGCUCCAGCGGCGGCAGAAAUCCUGGAAGGCUGAGAUGUGAUCUUCGUCCGCUGUCUGCCUGUUAAAACCUGAUGGUGGUUUAGUUUGCUGUUGUAAUCUGAUUACAUGUAUCCUGUGGUUUAGUUACUUCAGUACUGAAGCUGUUUUGUGUUUCAGUGGAGAGCUGACGUUCAUCACUUCACUUGUUAUGUUGUUGUGUGACUGCCUCCGUCACCUGAAUUAAAGGCUGUCGGUUCAAACCCCGCCCCCUUCUCUGAGCGUUUCUCUGGAGGUUCCCGCCCUUCAAACCACACAUUUCUCUGUCCAGGAAACGACCCCAAAUCCUGGAGAAACCCGCCGGGAAGCCAUGACAUCAGGAGGACUGAAUCUUUCUGCUCGGUCUGAACCCUUCUCGUGUGAAGCUGGUUUCCUGUUUCUCUCUCUGGGAGUCCUCAGGGCUCCGAUCCAGGACCUCUGCUGUUCGGGAUUUGACCUUUGAACUGAAUAAUCUACAGGCUGAUCUGAAAACUGAUGACAUUCUUUACGCCCGCCGGUCUCUGUUCAGGGUCACGGGGAUGCUGGAGCCUAUAACAGCUGCGGGAUGGUUCUCUGGUCCAUUUUGGAAAUGAUUCAAUUUAUGUCAAAAAUGUCUUUAGAUUCUGUUUGUUUCGUCACUGAAAGUCUAAAAUAUUAAAAUAUCCUCC